AUGUUGUUGAUAGCUCAGCAUCCAGUUGAGAGUAACACCAAGAAAUUCUUCUUCAAGGUGACCCAUGAAGAAGUUGGCAUAUUGGGGAGCGAUCCUAGUACCCAUGGCUUUAACAAAGAGUUUGUUGUUGAUUGUAAAAUUGUUAUGGAUGAGGAUGAAAUAGAUGAGUUUGAUGUUGUGUUUGAGAUGGAUAUCGGAGUGUUGUCCAUUAUCUUUCGAGGACUCCUGCCCUGUAGAUCAUUUUGUGAGGCAGCAAAGGAAGGUUGUGAACCAGUUCUGGGGAUGGUGAAUUCUUCAUGGCCUGAGUUCCUCAGAUGCUCCCAGUUUCAAAACAGAACUGAAAAUGACAAUACCACAAGGGUCUGCUUCUCGCCAUGGCAAGAGAGAGGAAAACAACUGCUGUGCGGAGAUGAGAGCUUCUUAUGUGCCAGUGGAAUCUGCAUCCCUGGGAAACUACAAUGUAAUGGCUACAAUGACUGUGAUGACUGGAGCGAUGAGGCACAUUGCAAUUGCAGUGAUGAUGUGUUCCGCUGUACUACUGGAAAAUGCCUCAAUUACACCUUUGUUUGUGAUGGAUAUGAUGAUUGUGGAGACCUGAGUGAUGAACAAAACUGUGACUGCAAUCCAUUGAAGCAACAUCGAUGUGGAGAUGGAAGAUGUAUAACGGUAGACUGGGUAUGUGAUGGUGACCAUGAUUGUAUAGACAAGUCAGAUGAAGUCAAUUGCUCAUGUUACAGUCAGGGUCUGGUGGAGUGCAGAAAUGGACAGUGCAUUCCCAGUGCUUUCCAGUGUGAUGGGGAUAAUGACUGUAAAGAUGGAAGUGAUGAAGAUAAUUGCAGUGAAAAUAAGGGUCAAACACCAUGUCAGGGAGGGGACCAGAGAUGUAUUGAUCCUUCCUGCCCUGAUUCUUGUGGCACCUCUUCUCUCUGUGACAUGAACAAUAGCCAGACAAACUGUAGUCAGUGUGAACCAAUUACUCUGGAACUCUGCAUGAACCUGCCUUACAACUAUACAAACUACCCAAAAUACUUGGGCCAUAGGACUCAGAAGGAAGCCUCCAUCAGCUGGGAAUCUUCCCUUUUUCCAGCCUUGGUUCAGACUAACUGCUACAAGUACCUUAUGUUUUUUGCCUGUACAAUCUUGGUGCCAAAAUGUGACCCUCAAACGAAUCAGCGUAUCCCACCCUGCAGGACGCUAUGUGAGCAUUCCAAAGACCGCUGUGAAUCUGUGCUUGGAAUUGUGGGCCUGCAGUGGCCAGAAGACACAGACUGCACUCAGUUCCCAGAAGAAAACUCAGACAACCGAACCUGCCUAACACCUGAUGAGGAUGUGGAAGAGUGCUCACCCAGUCACUUCAAGUGCCGUUCUGGAAGGUGUGUCUUGGCCUCCAGAAGAUGUGAUGGCCAGGCUGACUGUGAAGAUGAUAGUGACGAGGACAACUGUGGUUGUAAAGAAAGGGGUCUUUGGGAAUGUCCAUCGAACAAGCUGUGUAUCCAGCACGCCAUGAUCUGUGACGGCUUUCCAGAUUGUCCUGACAAGGUGGAUGAAAAGAACUGCUCAUUUUGCAAGGCGGAUGAGCUUGAAUGUGCCAGUCAUGAUUGUGUGCCACGUGAACUGUGGUGCGAUGGGCAGCUAGACUGCAUGGACAACUCAGAUGAAUGGAACUGUGUGACCCUAUCUAAAAAUGCAAGCUCUUUGGCAUUCCUGACUAUUCACAGGUCAGCUACUGAUUACCAUGUUUGUGCUGAUGAGUGGCAAGAAAAGUUAAGCCAACUGGCCUGCAAUCAAAUGGGUUUAGGGGGGCCGUCUGCAACAAAAAUUGUACAAGAAAAUGAGCAACUACACCAUCAAAAGUGGCUGAAUCUGCCCUCUGACUGGAAGAAUAAAAAUGCAUCCACGUUACCUGCCCUUCUAGUGAAAGGGCAGUCAUGUCAAAGCAGAAGUAAAGUGUCCCUUCUCUGUAGCAAAAAAGAUUGUGGCCGUCGCCCUGCAGCUCGCAUGAGCAAGAGGAUCCUUGGUGGCAGGACAAGUCGUCCAGGACGGUGGCCGUGGCAGUGCUCUCUGCAGAGUGAACCAAGUGGGCACAUAUGUGGCUGUGUUUUAAUUGCAAACAAAUGGGUUUUGACGGUAGCACACUGCUUUGAGGGGAGAGAAAAUGCUGCAGUCUGGAAAGUGGUGUUUGGUAUAAACAAUCUGGAUCAUCCAUCAAUCUUCAUGCAGACCCGACUGGUGAAGACGAUUAUCUUGCAUCCACGCUAUAACAGAGCAGUAGUUGACUAUGAUAUCAGCAUUGUAGAACUAAAUGAAGAUAUCGACGAGACAAGUUAUGUAAGGCCAGUCUGCUUACCCAGCAGAGAGCAGUUGGUUGAGCCAGAUACCUACUGCUACAUCACAGGCUGGGGACACAUGGGCAACAAAAUGCCUUUUAAACUUCAAGAAGGAGAAGUUCGUAUUAUCUCCCUAGAACAAUGCCAGUCAUAUUUUGACAUGAAGACCAUCACCAACAGGAUGUUAUGUGCAGGCUAUGAGUCUGGAACUGUGGACUCUUGCAUGGGCGACAGUGGAGGACCUCUUGUCUGUGAGCAGCCUGCAGGACGCUGGACAUUGUUUGGUUUAACCUCGUGGGGCUCUGUCUGCUUUUCCAAAGUUUUGGGACCUGGAGUUUAUAGCAAUGUAUCACACUUCAUUGAAUGGAUUGAAAGACAAAUAUACAUUCACACCUUUCUACUAAACUAAUGCCAGAAGGGCAGUGUUGUGCUGGCAUACAAGAGGCAAAAAUCAUUGGCCUUUGAAGAUUGCACAACCAAGAAACUUAAGAGAAAGUUACAAGCCCUGUGUUGUUGAUGGAGAGGUAUGGAAAAUGCAGCAAAAAUAAAUUGAUUAAACUCUCUGCCCCUGAAGGUACACUGGGGCAGAAGACUAUUUUUGCAAUCCUUUGACUUUUCCUUUAGCUCCACUGUGUGCAUUCCAAGCACAACCCAAGGCUUAAAGGAAGAAUCAGCUGAUUUUCUGCCUUUCAGAUAUUUAAAUUAAGCUGUAGCACAGACUUAGUAAAACUAUAAAACUUUUUGGAAAAAAUAAACAGUAGAGCACACAGUUUUAGCCCACAAUUCUUGCAGUGAAGAAUAAAAUCAAUACCUUCUCAAAGAUGACAUUAAGGUCUAUACUAAAAUUAGCCCUCUGCUACCUCGAGUUUGCUCCUGUGUUAGCAUAGCAGGGCCUUGUGAAAAAUACAACCAGCAUGGGAGAAUGUGUAGUUCUUUGAGACAACUGGUAAGUGGAUGCUUUAGAUACUGUCACACUACAAUUAGUUCAGACUACUGUUAGGUGAAACAUUUACUUCUAAAAUUCAGUAACUUCUGCUUUGAUUAACCUAAUGUAACAUGUACCAGACAGUGUCCUAUAGAAAUAUUCACUGUAUUCAUAAAUAGUAAUAGUGUUAUAGAUUUUUAAGUCACUGUUGCAUUGCAGUGUCACUAUAAGAAAAAACCUAGUGACAUGACAGUAUGUUUCAUUGUAUAUUAUGGGCUUAGGGGAUGGCAAAAUAACUCUCCCCGACCUCUAAAUAAUACAGCUGGGUCCACAUUUCUCUAGUUCAGGGCUGCAUCUAACUCAUGCAAGAUGAGUUAGCUUGUCGACAUCCUAAUCUCAAAUGCAAAAAGGUGUGGAAAUUACGACUUCCAGUAGCCCAGGCUCCAGCUUUCACCAUAGGCUCAGCUAGUGUAACUUGGUGUAGCUCAGUUAAAGUCAAAGGAACCAUACUAUACAAACCCUCUGAAGCUCUGGCCCAUAAGGGCCAGUUUGACAGCCUUGCAAUAAUAGUUUGGAGCUGGGUUCUGAAAUACUGGAUUUUUUUUUAGGAAGUUUUGUUUUCAGUAUUA
This is a messenger RNA of Chelonoidis abingdonii (Abingdon island giant tortoise), 3881 nucleotides long. The record is from RefSeq and is a predicted model, not a curated record. Lineage: Eukaryota; Metazoa; Chordata; Testudines; Testudinidae.